Messenger RNA from Suillus discolor, 1684 nucleotides. Its product is annotated as WD40 repeat-like protein. The transcript is spliced from 8 exons. Gene Ontology annotation, cellular component: nucleolus; small-subunit processome. The coding region runs from base 65 to 1411 and encodes 448 amino acids. The record is from RefSeq and is a predicted model, not a curated record. Lineage: Eukaryota; Fungi; Basidiomycota; Agaricomycetes; Boletales; Suillaceae. Gene Ontology annotation, molecular function: protein binding. Gene Ontology annotation, biological process: maturation of SSU-rRNA from tricistronic rRNA transcript (SSU-rRNA, 5.8S rRNA, LSU-rRNA).
ACACUUUGCAGAGGAUUGAAACGCUUCAGUAAGUGACACCAGAAUAGUUGUUUGCGGACAUACCAUGGUGAAAAUAUCUGUUCUCCAACAUGCUCCUUCAGUACACCUACCUGCACGUCCUGGAGACCCUACGCCUACCACCCGCAAUCUCGAUCCCUUGAUGCACCCAUUUGCUCGUGCUCGUGAGCGAAAUCGUGCUUUGAAUGCUGCCAAAAUGGACAAACUAUUUGCAAAGCCCUUCGUAGGGGCUCUCGAGGGUCACAUAGACGCGGUCGAGGUGUUAUGCAAAAAGCCUGGGUCAUUGAGUGCUGUUGCCAGUGGUAGCUGGGAUGGAGGCGUGAUUUUGCAUAAUGUUUCCGAGCGCAAACACAUCCGUCGAAUACAAGGUGCUCAUAAGGGCAAAGUGUCGGGCCUUUGUUUUGCUCAAGACGACCGGCUGCUAAGCUGCGGCGUGGACAGCAAAAUCAAACUUUGGGACGCGAGCCCGCAAGAUGAUAUAACAGAGCAGCGCCCACUGAACGAAUAUCCGGGGAAAUCAGCAUUCAAUUCAAUAGAUCACCAUCGUUCAGAUCCACUUUUUGCUACAGCUUCAAACAUUGUUCAAAUAUGGGACGAAACAAAGAGCGCCGCAAUAUCCAACUUGACGUUCCCCACGUCCACAGAGACCAUCACGUCUGUGCGAUUCAAUUUGAGUGAAACAAGUGUACUUGGCAGCAUUGGCUCAGAUCGAACUUUCACCCUCUAUGAUAUUCGCACAGGAAAGGCAGAGCGUCGUAUUGUCAUGCAGAUGAGCUCAAACGCGCUUGCAUGGUCACCAACUUUUCCAACGAAUGUCUUGCUUGCAUCUGAGGAUCACAAUCUCUAUACGUUUGAUGUCAGGCAACUGAAAACUCCCACUCACAUCUACAAAGGACAUGUUGCAGCAGUUAUGAGCUGUGAUUGGAGCCCGACUGGAUUGGAAUUUGUUAGUGGUGGAUGGGACCGAACAGUAAGAAUAUGGAAGGAGGGUCAGGGCACGAGACCAGAAGUGUAUCAUACUAAACGAAUGCAAAGGGUCUCAUCAUCUAUAUUCACUGCCGACGCACGUUUUGUACUGACGGGCUCCGACGAUGGUAAUGUACGGAUAUGGAAAGCCAAAGCAUCAGAAAAACUUGGUAUCAUCACAGCCCGGGAGCGCGCCGCAAUCGAAUACCGGGAUACCUUGAAAGACAAAUGGAAGCACGACAACGAAGUUGGCAGGAUUCAACGCAACCGACACUUGCCAAAGCCAGUUUACCAGGCUGCGAAGCUCAAACGCACUAUGCUCGAUACUCGUGCCGUCAAGGAAGAACGUCGGCGGAAACAUACAUGUGCCGGAGAGAGCAAACCAAACGCAGAGCGCAAAAAGAUGGUUAUUACGGAGCAGACUUAAUUGCGCACUCGACGUUAGCCUAUACCUAUAUUAUGACCCCCGUAUCUUGACAUGCAACAGCGCAAUUUCACCUACACAUGCUGCAACUGCCGAUCACCCCAACUACUGGUGAUUUAUAAGUGGGUCGUAGCGGACCUUGCAACACGUUGUUAGUAUCCAAGGCUGCCAUGGAAGUGGUGCAUGAUGAAUAUUAGACCUCGAAUUUGAAGGCUUCGGUGAAGCUAUGAGCCACGUCGGCGAUCAAGGCCAUUGUUGUUAGCCGGGAGUCUGAUU